AUCGAGAACCGCCACUUUAUUAGCGGCUACCAUCAUCAGCAUAUUGGAACGGAUUAUGAGCAAGUGAUCAACUUUGUUGACUCGCCGCCAAACUCUGAGGAAUCGUGGACAGAGAUAUCGCUAAUCGAAGAACUUACGGUUAUCGUAGACGGGCAGUCGAAGGAUUCGCCGGGACCGCAGAUAAUCGACGUUCAGACCAUCUAUCUAAACAGCGGCACCCGCAAAAGACGAAUGGAUUGGGACUCACUGGACAUUGGCCAGACCGAGAACUCCCCCACAGCAUCCCAGAGCGGCGAGCUGCCCACCAAAGUGGCACCCCAGGAAAAGGAUAAGCACAAGCGCGAGAAGCACUCUGGCCGCAGCAGCUGGAGCGAUGAGAUUGGCUUCGAUCUGAAUGCCGAGUUCAACAGCAGCUCGUACCUGAACAACAGUGAAAACUUUCUGUCGUUCUCCCCCACGCUGACCGCCCUGAAGCAGGAGCCCCAGACGGAGCAGAUCAAGCCGAAUCCAAAGCUCUCGCUGGACAGCAGCAGCAGCAACAGCAAUGCCGCCGCAGGCAAUGUCUCUGCCAACGUGGCGAUUGCCAAGGUGGAUGAGGCACAGAACUCACCGCAGCUGGGCCAGGAGACAGCCGCUGCCAAUGGCAAACAUGACCUGAGCGCCGGACUACUCUGUGGCUGUGGCUCGCCCCAGGGCUCGCCAGUGGCUGCCAGCGAUUACGAGCUGGGCGGACAGCCAGACAAGGGCAAGAUCAAUCCGCAGCAGCAGCAGCAGCAGCAACUGAGCGUGCUCGAUCCAUCCAAGAUAGAGCUUGGAUCCGCCAACGGAGCGACACACGCCGAGGAUCACAAGUUUCAAUACAUUUUGGCUGCUGCCACAUCGAUUGCCACCAAGAACAAUGAGGAGACCCUCACGUAUCUGAACCAGGGCCAGAGCUACGAGAUCAAGCUGAAGAAGAUCGGAGACCUGUCCCUCUACAGGGAUAAGAUUUUGAAGAGCGUGAUCAAGAUAUGCUUCCAUGAGCGGCGCCUCCAGUUCAUGGAGCGCGAGCAGAUGCAACAAUGGCAGCAAUCCCGACCCGGCGAGCGCAUCAUUGAGGUGGAUGUACCGCUCUCGUAUGGCCUGUGCCACGUCUCGCAGCCCCUGAGCUCCAACUCGCUCAACACGGUCGAGAUAUUCUGGGAUCCACUCAAGGAGGUCGGCGUCUACAUCAAGGUCAAUUGCAUUUCAACCGAAUUUACACCCAAGAAGCACGGCGGGGAGAAAGGUGUACCAUUUCGACUCCAGAUCGAAACCUACAUAGAAAGCAACAACAACAGCAACAGUAACAGCAACACGAACGGAACAAACAACAACAAUAGCAGUGGCAACGGUAACGGCGGCUCGACUGCCCCAGCCUCGCCGGAGCGUACACCCAAUGGGAGCAGCAACAGCAACUGCAGCGUCGGAGGUUUAUCCAUUGCCAGCGUGAAGCACGCCGUCCACGCUGCUGCCUGCCAGAUCAAGGUGUUCAAGCUAAAGGGCGCCGAUCGCAAGCACAAGCAGGAUCGCGAGAAGAUCCAGAAGCGUCCGCAGUCGGAGCAGGAUAAGUUCCAGCCCAGCUACGAGUGCACCAUCAUGAAUGACAUCUCGCUGGAUCUGGUCAUGCCCGCCACCACCACGGGCUGCUACAGCCCCGAGUAUAUGAAGCUUUGGCCAAAUUCGCCCGUGCAUAUACCCAAGUACGAUGGGAUGCUACCGUUCGCAUCAAGUGCAGCAUCGCCGGCGACCAGCGGCAGCAGCCCCAUAGCCAUCAACUCGGUGACGUCAACCAAUUCGCCCAAUCUCAAGCUGAUGGACGCCACCAAUAUGGUCUCGCCGCAGCAUGUGCCCGCCGAAAUGGAUGACUUUCAGAAUCAGAACAUAAUGCCGGAGUCGACGCCGUCACAAGUGACGCAGUGGCUGACCAACCAUCGCCUCACGGCCUAUCUAUCGACGUUCGCCCACUUCUCGGGUGCUGAUAUCAUGCGCAUGUCCAAGGAGGAUCUUAUACAAAUCUGCGGCCUGGCCGACGGCAUACGCAUGUUCAACAUAUUGCGAGCCAAGACCAUCACGCCCAGACUCACGCUGUAUGCCAGCAUGGAUGGCUGCAGCUACAAUGCCAUCUACUUGCUGUCGAACACGGCCAAGGAGCUGCAGCAGAAGCUGUUCAAGAUGCCCGGCUUCUACGAGUUCAUGGCCAAGGCGAGUGCCCAGGAGAACGGGGGAGCUGCUGCCGUUGCGGCCGCCGCCGCUGCUGCUGCACUGUACAACAACUGGAGCAUGCACUCGAAGUACUCGGGCAGCGGCUCGAACAUCUUCAACGAUGCCAACAAGAGCUGCGUGUACAUCUCUGGGCCGUCGGGCAUACUCGUUAGCGUCACCGACGAGGUGCUCAACAACGAGAUCAAAGACGGCAGCCUCUACGCCUUGGAUGUGCAGGGCGGCAAGGUGAUCUUGAAGCUGAUCAACAAGCAGGACAACAAUUGAAUGAAUACCACCCUAGAAACCAAGUAUAGCUUAUAGCAUUUACACGCACAAGCAGUUCGGAUAUCGUUUUCUAUAUAAGAUUCAAUGUCUAUGAGUAUGAGAUUUCGCGCAGCAAUUUUGAACAAGCCCCUCGGCCCAUACCCCCC
Messenger RNA from Drosophila subobscura, 2654 nucleotides. RefSeq names its product transcription factor CP2-like. Gene Ontology annotation, cellular component: nucleus. The transcript is spliced from 11 exons. Gene Ontology annotation, biological process: regulation of transcription by RNA polymerase II. NCBI's taxonomy places the organism in Eukaryota, Metazoa, Arthropoda, Insecta, Diptera, Drosophilidae. The coding region runs from base 232 to 2508 and encodes 758 amino acids. The record is from RefSeq and is a predicted model, not a curated record. Gene Ontology annotation, molecular function: DNA-binding transcription activator activity, RNA polymerase II-specific; RNA polymerase II cis-regulatory region sequence-specific DNA binding.